This is a messenger RNA of Brassicogethes aeneus, 2391 nucleotides long. The record is from the annotation of a GenBank genome assembly. Lineage: Eukaryota; Metazoa; Arthropoda; Insecta; Coleoptera; Nitidulidae.
UGCCGUACGUGCACGUGCUUUAGAAAAUCGAUUUUUUUAAUGUAGGGUGGUAUUUUUUCGUUACUGAACGAAAUUGUAUUCAUUUGUAUGUAGUUUUGACGUUAAAUACGUAAUUUUUGAGUAAUAAUGAGCAAAUUAAGUUUGUGUGGUUAAGUUUCCCAAUCAGCCAUUUUACAAAGUUUCUAGAUAUCCAUGAUAAACUGACACAUAUUCUAAACACGUCAAAAUUCAUAAUUCGAAGAUGUAUAGAUUACCUUCAGCAGUACGUACCGUAGCACUCCAAAAAUCCCAAAGAAUCGCCCAAGUACAAAGAUGGUACGCCAAAGACGUGAGGUUCGGCGCAGAAGUGAGAGCUCUCAUGCUCCAGGGCGUGGACGUCCUAGCCGACGCCGUAGCCGUGACCAUGGGCCCCAAGGGCCGCAACGUCAUUAUUGAACAGUCGUGGGGCUCCCCGAAAAUCACCAAGGACGGAGUCACCGUGGCCAAGGGCGUCGAGCUUAAAGACAAAUUUCAGAACAUUGGUGCCAGGUUGGUGCAAGACGUUGCCAACAAUACCAAUGAGGAAGCUGGUGAUGGCACCACCACUGCCACUGUUUUGGCCAGGUCCAUUGCCAAGGAAGGUUUCGAAAACCUUGGCAAGGGUGCUAACCCAGUUGAAAUCAGAAAAGGCAUAAUGAUCGCCGUCGAAAAAAUCACUGAAACCCUGAAGACGCUAUCGAAACCGGUGACCACGCCCGAGGAAAUCUGCCAGGUUGCCACGAUCUCCGCCAACGGCGACAAAUCCGUGGGCAACUUGAUCGCCGACGCGAUGAAGAAGGUGGGCAGAGAGGGCGUGAUCACGGUCAAGGACGGCAAAACCCUCACCGACGAGCUCGAAAUCAUCGAGGGCAUGAAGUUCGAUCGCGGUUACAUAUCGCCUUACUUCGUCAACACGACCAAGGGCGCCAAGGUCGAGUACCAGGACGCUCUGGUGCUGCUGAGCGAGAAGAAGAUCUCGUCGGUGCAGAGCAUCGUGCCCGCUCUCGAGCUGGCCAACUCUCAGCGCAAACCGUUGAUCAUCAUCGCCGAGGACGUGGACGGCGAGGCGCUGACCACCUUGGUGGUGAACAGGCUGAGGAUCGGGCUGCAGGUGUGCGCCGUCAAGGCGCCAGGCUUCGGCGACAACCGCAAGGCCACCCUCACCGACAUGGCCAUCUCCACCGGCGGCAUCGUUUUCGGUGACGACGCCAACAUCGUCAAGUUGGAGGACAUCAAGCUGAGCGACUUGGGGCAAGUUGGAGAGAUCGCCAUCACCAAAGACGACACUUUGAUGCUGAAAGGCAAGGGCAAGGAGGAGGACAUCAACAGGCGCGCCAACCAGAUCCGCGACCAAAUCGAGGACACCACCUCCGAGUACGAGAAGGAGAAGUUGCAGGAACGUUUGGCGCGCUUGGCCAGCGGCGUUGCCGUCUUAAAGGUGGGCGGCAGCAGCGAGGUGGAGGUGAACGAGAAGAAGGACCGCGUCACCGACGCCCUGAACGCCACCAGGGCCGCCGUCGAGGAGGGAAUCGUUCCCGGAGGCGGUACCGCCCUUUUGAGGUGCGCCGGCAGCUUGGACUCGAUCAAACCCGACAACAACGACCAAGCUAUCGGUAUCGAAAUUGUGAAGAAAGCCCUUAGAGUGCCUUGCAUGACAAUCGCCAAAAACGCGGGCGUAGAUGGCGCCAGCGUAGUCGCCAAAGUGGAACAAAACACUGGCGAUUAUGGAUAUGAUGCCCUCAAGAACGAAUUCGUCCACAUGUUUGAAAGAGGAAUCAUUGAUCCAACCAAGGUGGUAAGAACAGCUCUUGUGGACGCAUCCGGAGUGGCCUCUCUGCUGACAACAGCCGAGGCUGUCAUCACCGAUAUUCCCAAGGAGGAGCCAGCGAUGCCGGCCGGCGGCAUGGGUGGAAUGGGCGGCAUGGGCGGAAUGGGCGGCAUGAUGUAAGACAUCGCAAGUCAAAAUUCCUCCAAAUUCGCCAAAAGAUAAUUUUUUAAAGACAGUGUUCGGUUGAUUCAGUAGGUCUCGGCGUGUGUCGUUGUAAAUUUUUUUGACUGAAGCUGUCAAACUGACUUUGAUUACUUGAACAUUUGACAGCUAUGUGCGUGUGCGUGUGUGCGUGGUAAAUAUAUACAUUCGUGUUAGUCGUGUUGUUAUUUUUUUAACGCGAAUCCUUGUAUGAAAAAUUGAGAGUUUUUAUAUUUGAAAAAUGUAUAAAACAUGGCACAGCUGGCAUUUCAUUUCCAUUUUUAUCAUGAUUAAUAUCAACUAUGCCAUGAGUGAUCUGAUUUAUGUCAUUGCAUUUAUUUAGAUUUUUGUUCUAAAAACAUACAAACUGUAUAUUGUUAUGAAUAUAUUGUUAAUUUUUUAAC